This is a messenger RNA of Vespa velutina, 1910 nucleotides long. Its product is annotated as BAG family molecular chaperone regulator 2. The transcript is spliced from 3 exons. Gene Ontology annotation, molecular function: protein-folding chaperone binding; adenyl-nucleotide exchange factor activity. The coding region runs from base 143 to 919 and encodes 258 amino acids. Lineage: Eukaryota; Metazoa; Arthropoda; Insecta; Hymenoptera; Vespidae. Gene Ontology annotation, biological process: protein stabilization. The record is from RefSeq and is a predicted model, not a curated record.
UUUUUAAUAAAAUCGUAUAUCAUUUAAUUAUUAUAUUUCCUUAAGAAAAAAAAAAAAAAAACAAUCACAUUGAAUCGUAUCAAAGUGAGAAAUUAUCGUAAGUUCAAAUAUCCCGCCGAACAUAUCUAUAUAGCCAAUCAUAAUGUCACGUGCUUUUUACUUGUUCGAACAGGCCAAGUAUAAAGUUGGCCACGAUGAUUAUAGCUGCAGUUCUACAUUCAUCUUUUCGCAUGUUGAAGUUCUGUCAGCAGUCUGUUUUAUUCCUUCUAUGAAACGUUUAACUGAAAAAGUAAUUAUUGAAUUUGUAAAAACGCAUCAAUAUAUUAAAAAUUUAGUGGGGGAUUUAUUUUUGAAAAUUUUCGUUAGAAUGGAGAGUUCUCAUAUUAUCGAAAGUGUGGAUUGUGAUAGUACGACAAAACCGAAAGAUAGGUUAGUUAAUUUAUUGGAUCAAAUAGAAUUACAUGUAGAACAACUUCGAAGAGAUGCCUGGAGACUUGAAGAAGAGAAGGAUACAUUAUUAAGUACUUUAGAUACCAUUAGAAACAACGAACUACUAGGUUCCUUGGAAGAACCAGACAAAGAUGACGUAUUACGAUAUGCAGAAAGAUUGUCUAUGCGAUGUUUAACCGUAGAUGUUUUAGUAAAGAUACAACGUGAUAAUGUGCAGCAGGAGGCAUUACAUCAAGUAAAUGGUUUAAUAGACAGUUUAAUUGUUAAUCUUCGUCAAGACCCUAGUGGAACUCGACAAAAAUGUGCUGCAUUUAUGAAUGCUUGUUCUUCUCAAGCGAUAGGUCAUUCGGACAAAAAUUUUGAAACUGCUAUCCUUGGAUGUACUUUAGAUGACCAAAAAAGAGUGAAGAAAAGAUUGCAAGGUUUAUUGGAUUAUAUUGAUAAAAUGCACACCAUUGAAUUUCAGUAAAAGAUCUAUGGUAUUAUGUAUAUUGCGAAUAUAUUGAUUUAUGCAUUUUCGUAAUAUGUGUUUUUAGUAAAAGUUCUGAUAUUGCAUAAAAUGAAUAUUAAAGAAGAUGCUUAAGUAAUCAUUUACAAUACAUGUAAUAAAAAUAUAAUUUCUCUCUGCAUUUGCUAUGAGUACGCGAUGAACAUUUCAUGAGUUAAGCAUCUUUAUUUUUAAUUGUUAAGAGAAGGUGAACUUAUUACAUUAUGUACUAUAAAAAAACUGAUUUUACGCAGCCUACGUUACAAUGAAUAGAAUUGAUGGUGUAUAUAUUAAUGUAUGUGCACUAACUUUAAGAUUGAUAUCAACAAUUCCAUUCGGUGUACAAGAAUAUUAUUAACAUAUGUGAUAUGCAAAGAAUUUUAUAAAGAAAUAAUAGCACAGGCCGGAGCUUCCUUACCUGCAACAUAAAUUAUAAAAUUAUGAUUAUACAUCAUAAUUACACGUGUAAAAACUUACAUUAAAGAAAACAAUAUAAAUAUGAUAAAAUAAACACACAAUAUAUUAUAUCAUGUACUAAAUUUUAGAAAUCAAGAAAUGAUUAUAUGUGUUUUAUCUGGUUUUAAUAUCUAUUAGUAAUUAGAAUAUAAUUAGAAUUUACAGAAAUUUUUUGUUUGAUGUAGAUAAAAAAAAAAGAAAAAAAAAAAAAUUAAUUUUAAUCAUUUGCUUGCAUAUAUACGAAAAGGUUGUUAUGGAAAAUUUCACAAAAUAUAUUGUUAUUUAAUUUAUUAUAUUUAUUUUUAAUUAAAUAUUUUUACUGAACACUCGAGUACAAUAUCUCGUUUUUCCGAUCUUUACGAGUUCAUGAUAUGAAUUGCAAUCGUAAGGUUAAAUAUUUUAUAUUGUUUUAACUUACACUUCGGCCUUUAUAUUUUUAAAUUAGAAAAUUUCCUAUUUUAUUUUUUGUAUCAUAUUUUUUAAGACUUAAUUAUUUAAUUGCCGCCCACGUGGUUUU